Messenger RNA from Solea senegalensis (Senegalese sole), 4708 nucleotides. RefSeq names its product oxidation resistance 1a (gene oxr1a). The coding region runs from base 181 to 2679 and encodes 832 amino acids. Lineage: Eukaryota; Metazoa; Chordata; Actinopteri; Pleuronectiformes; Soleidae. Gene Ontology annotation, cellular component: nucleus. The transcript has 15 exons. The record is from RefSeq and is a predicted model, not a curated record. Gene Ontology annotation, biological process: response to oxidative stress.
GGGGGAAAAAAAGUUUGCGCCUGUUGACAACUCAUAUGGUUCCUGUUGAGGAAUGUGUUUGUUGUCGGAAGCUGUUCACGCCAACACUUUGACAGUGUAACUUUUUUAGCCAGCAGCGCGACAUGUCCGCGUACUCUGUGACACUUGUUUAACGUUUUGUCGUGAGUGAACACGGCGACAAUGGACUACAUUUAUUCUAUCACGGGCAGCGGCGCCAGAGUUGUCAGAGACGCCAUCUCUCACGGACUGUGGUCCGGGUCGGAACCCCAGGACACGGAUAAGCUCCAGCAGCAGCAGCAGCACCACCAGCACCACCACGCAGGACCACAACAUGACAGCGUGUUCACGGUUUACAGAGCAGAUACCGGCCAGAAGAAGACCCCGGAGAAGAAGGAUGGGAGGCGCAUGUCGUUUCAGAGACCUAAAGGGACCAUCGAAUAUUCUGUGGAAUCACGGGACACGCUGAACAGCAUUGCGCUCAAGUUUGACACCACACCCAACGAGCUGGUUCAGCUGAACAAGCUGUUCUCCAGAGCAGUGGUGCCUGGCCAGGUUCUGUAUGUUCCUGAUCCCGAGUACGUGUCCAGUGUCGGAAGCUCCCCUUCCCUCAGUCCCAUCAGCCCCCUGUCACCCACCUCCUCAGAAGCUGAUUUAGAGAAAGUGACGGACUCUGAUGGCCCCCCCAGACCAGAAGGAGUUCACCCUCCAAUCUUCUCCACCCUGCGCAAGUCCAGAGUGGUGUCAUCCACCUCCGAGGAGGAAGAAGCCCUCACGGAGAAGUUCCUCAAGAUCAACUGCAAGUACAUCACUGAUGGAAAGGGUGCAGUGAGCGGGGUGUUGCUGGUGACACCCAACAACAUCAUGUUCGACCCUCACCGUAUGGAUCCCUUGGUUCAGGCCCACGGCUGUGAGGAGUACGGCAUCAUGUGUCCUCUGGAGGAAGUGCAGUCCGCUGCCAUCUACAAGGAAAUCACCGACCCCAAGAUCAGAGAGACCGUCCCUGAUGACCUGGAGCCUCUGCCAGCUGAGAGACAUCCUUCCCAGCAGAAGGACCCAGAGCAUCGCCUGAGGGAGCCAGGGGCCAAUGACAGCGCCAGCACGGCCCCACGCAGCACUGAAGGCUCCUUCUCUGAGGACGUCUUCACUGAAUCUGAGCUUUCCCCCAUACGUGAGGAGGAGCAAACGUCUAAUGAGGACCUCCGCCUUGACAAGUCCUCUGGCGCUUCCACGGAGUCUGUGCAAACUGUCACCCAGAUGGAAGCUGCUGGCACCGGUAACUUGGCCGCAGGCAUUGCCCGCGGCUCAGUCAGCCAGCCAGAGGAUCUCCCCAUGGUAAAAGCAGAGGACAAUCCACCGGACACUGCCACAGAAAUUAAUAGCCCGUCCCCCGUGGGGUCCAAGCAGCACAGUGUAGAGAAGCCACUAAGCACACCCACUACCACCACCACCACCACCACCAGCAGCAGCAGCACUAGCCAGGCCCAGUGUCCAAGCAGCAGCUCCUCUCGCCCGGGCUCCCAGAGCUCAGCCACCCCUGGUGCCACAGACACCACUGCUGUCUCAGCCAGUCCACAAGGGGAUGUCAGUGAGGGGAGAGACAUCUCCAAAACAGACACUAUGCAAGGCAAGGAGGAGAACGUAGAGGAGACACAAAAGGACGGCACAGGGAACUCUGCAGAGGGUACAGGGUCAGCGGAGAGCCGGAAGCACCGCUCCCACAAGUUCUUGUGUCUGCGGGUGGGGAAGCCCAUGAAGAAGACGUUUGUUUCCAAUGCCAGCGCCUCCAUGCAGCAGUAUGCCCAGCAGGGCAAAAAGCAUGAGUACUGGUUUGCUGUCCCACGGGAAAGGUCAGACCACCUGUACGUAUUCUUCAUGCAGUGGAGUCCAGACAUGUUCAGUGAGGGAGUCGGGGGCGUGGGACAAGAGCCCGGCUUUAUGGUCGUCAAGAAGAAUGAGGUGUCUGAGAUGGAAAAGGAUGAGCCCAUCACUGACCUUAAUGUCAAGGAGUGGGAGGUAGUGUCUCUGACGGAGUACCACCGUCGGAUUGACGCUCUAAACAGUGAAGAUCUGCGCUCACUCUGCAAACGACUCCAGAUCACCACCAAGGAGGAGGUGAACUCCAAACAUGGCACGUCCAUUAAGACGGAUCUAGAGCCAGAAACCUUCAAACCCAAUCUCAGAGAACCCAGUGACCUACUGGAGGCUGACCAGAUAGAGAAGCUUGCCAGGAAUCUCCCACCGCGGACCAUUGGGUACCCAUGGACGCUGGCCUUUGGCACAUCAAAGCAUGGCAUGAGCAUUAAGACGCUGUACAGAGCCAUGCAGGGCCAGGACACCCCGGUGCUCAUGGUCAUUAAGGACAGCGACGGCCAGGUAUUUGGUGCACUGGCAUCCGAGCCCUUUAAGGUCAGCGAUGGUUUUUAUGGCACAGGAGAGACCUUCCUCUUCACCUUCAACCCAGAGUUUGAGGUGUACAAAUGGACAGGUGAUAACAUGUUCUUCAUCAAGGGAGACAUGGACUCCUUAGCAUUUGGUGGAGGAAGCGGAGAGUUUGGCCUGUGGCUGGAUGGAGACCUUUACCACGGCAGAAGUCACUCCUGUAAAACAUUUGGGAAUCCCAUGCUCUCAAAAAAGGAGGAUUUCUAUGUGCAGGACAUAGAGAUCUGGGCGUUUGAAUAACAAGACAGUUCAUCACAGGGAAAAAAACAAGUCCUGUAAAGGGCAAAGUGAGGAGUUCUCCUUUAGAACAAUGGCAGUGUCCCAAACCUAACUGCACAUCACCGGGCUCUCCAGGCCGGAAGCCAGCUAUCGGAUGCUUGUUGUGCAUUACUACUGCAGUUAUUACAGAGCUUUUUUUUUUCUUUUGUGAAAAAUUACGUUUGUGUGUAUCUUGUUACAGCCUUGUGCAGCGUCUUUACAGAACAGUGGGGUAAAGCAGCGACGGUGGUGGUGGUGGUGGUGAGAGCACUGUGAGAUGAGGUUGUAUCAGAAAGUUGAGUAGAGGGAAACGGGAGAAAGUAGCACCAGACGUUGAAGAGGGAUAGAUCAUCGACGCUCCUCCUGAAAUGAGAGGGGGUGAAGAUGAUGGCCACUGAGGUUUGGGACUUGUGCGACUACAGAGAACUCGCCUACUGCUGCAGGUUGUGUAUCUGAACUUCACAGAUCCUCAAGGAGUCCGUCCCCCAACCCCCACCCCACCCCGGCACCUUCACAGAUCCCAUCUAGAACUCUGCUCAUUUGGUAGGAUGUAACUCACUGUGCUGUCAGCGUGGACGGAGAGAGACUCAUUCAUAGGCGGAGAAAAGCAGACAAAACAUCGAUCACAUUCCAUUACUCUUGGUGAUGGUGGUGGUGUGUGAAAACUAAAGUUGUGAUUUGUGGUCAAACACCAGUAUACAAAAAAAAAACACAUCAGCAGCAGGAUACGAUGACUCUUAACUCGGAGAUGAGAGCAUAUUCACCACUGGGAUGGGGGCUUAGUCUUUUCACACUAUAGUACAGUUUUGGGUUUGUCUUCUGAGGCUAAACUUCUAGAGUAUCGUGUAUUGUAGUCCUCCUGUUGUUCACUGUCAUAGCACAUCAUCUGAAAGCACAUCGCUAUAAUCAGACCACCCAUCGUCGUAAUGUUCUGUUCAGUGGGUGUACGUGUGAGUCCAGCUCAUGGCGGUCCCUCUCGCAGGGAGCGCCCGCUGUACUGUUCGUAGACCGUAACGUGUUGCAAUAGAUUUGUGGAAUAUGCAAAUAACCUGUCCUGUGACCUCAAACACCUGCAGGUUCGCGGCACUUUCGCCGCCUUCCGCUGCUCUUUCAAGGGAGAAACUUGUAAAGCUUUUACGUCUUGAUACACAAUUGCUUUUCCGGGUAUCGUUUGGAAAGCCUGAGACGUGGGUUAACUGUUUUACAUGCAUAUAUGACAAUUAUAUAAUGGUAUAUAUGAUUAUAUAUAUAUAUGGAGUUAUAUAAUCAUAUAUAUUUUGCUGUUAAGUGUGACAGUGACCUAUUUGUGCUGAUAUUUCAGCUGUUACAAUAUAAUGUAUAUUACCUUGUAAAUUAAUGUUAAAAUAGUUCCUCGUAUAUACAUAUAUGUGCGUGCACAUGCACACAUAUGUAUAUAUGAAACACAUAAUGCUAUAUAAAUAUAUAUAAAUAUAUAUAUAUAUAUAAUAAAAGUGUGGAUUGGUGGGUUGCUUCUAGCACUUUAAUCUGGUGUAAAAGCGUUAAAACCAGGUUCCUAGAUUCUCUUAGCAGUAGCUGUACAGUAGUUUCUUUGUUUUUGUUUAGAUCAUUACGAUGUUAACUGUUAGUAGAAAGCUUGCUGCUACCAAUAUCAAUAAGGGUUUGCCCUGACGCUCUGCGCGUCGGACGAGGAUGCUGAUGUAGGAAGGCAGGGGGGUGGGGGUGGUUGGUUGACCAUGGUUGAACACGGUUGAACACACGGCAGAAGGUUUCGGUGUCUCCCCUCAUUAUGUGCCGUCAACUGAGUCUCCGUAGGUUCAGGUAGGUAUGAAGGUAGACUGAGCCCUGAUGGCCACAUGACAUUGUAUGUCCAGUACUUACACUCCCCCCCUCUUUCUGGUCUUCCACACCAGUAUUUGUGUCCUUGUGGAGAGUCACAAAGAAUAAUAUGGAUAAUUCUUCCAAUUAUUUCACCAGAAUACAAUGUAUCAGUGAUGUAUAAAUAACAAUAAAGCAGAAUUAAUUGUUGUAA